Messenger RNA from Sorex fumeus (smoky shrew), 4040 nucleotides. RefSeq names its product EGF like, fibronectin type III and laminin G domains (gene EGFLAM). The record is from RefSeq and is a predicted model, not a curated record. Lineage: Eukaryota; Metazoa; Chordata; Mammalia; Eulipotyphla; Soricidae. Gene Ontology annotation, molecular function: protein binding; calcium ion binding. The transcript is spliced from 24 exons. Bases 154 to 3051 code for a protein of 965 amino acids.
CACCGCGCGAGCUCCGGGGCCCUCCGCAUCCCGCCCUCCAUCCCGGGCAGGGGUCCCCCCGGGUGUCUCCACCCUACCCCACGUCCCCCCCGGGAGACGCCCUUUGCCCGCGCACCCGGGACUUGCAGAAACUUUGCGGGCGCCCGUGGUGAGAUGGAAUUAAUCCGACGCGUCUGGCUCCGGCUCUUGCCCCUCCUGGCCGGCAGCCCCGGCGCCGUGUGGCUCGGAGAAGCGCUCGGAAGAUCAGAAGACUUCCUGGGACACGUGCUAGAUCCUCCACCUGCUGUCAGGCUAGAGGCAGAGAACUGCACAGCUUUCAGAAUCCAGUGGGGCGUGCCGGAACAUCCCAGGCACAUCAUCGUAGCAUUCAAGAUAUUUUACUCUGAGGUCGUUUCCAGCCUGGACAGACCCUCUGAGGAGAAGACCCAUAAUGUCCCUGUCACCGAAGAUAGAAUGAUCACGGAGGAAGUGAUUGGUGGUUUGAAACCAGGCACGAAAUAUUUAGUGACUGUAGCAGCUGACAGCCCAUUGGGCACUGGGUCACGGAGCUCUCCUCAAUAUUUUGUCACUUUGAAUGAAGAUUCCUGCCGACCUCCAGCAGCACCCCAAAAGCCCUACAUUCUUGUGGUCUCAGAUACUGAAGUGGCUAUAUCUUGGAAACCUGGAGUCAGUCAAGGAAGUGUCCCUAUUAAGUACUAUUUUGUGGAAUUCAUCAGACCAGAUAUUGACCGAAGUUGGACCUUAAUCCAAGAGCAUAUCAAAAUGGAAUCCAUGGUUAUCAGAGGCCUCGAUCCAGAUACCAACUAUCAGUUUACUGUAAGGGCCGUCAAUCCCUAUGGCAGGAGCCCCCCGAGCCUGCCCAGUGAUAUCGCCAGAACCUACCACUACAUAGGAUCAGGUGAUGAGGAAGCAGGAAGUGGCAAUUAUGGACCUGAUUAUACAAAUGGCACAGGGGUUGGUGAGGACGAUGAAGAUUUUGAAGACGACUUAGAUUCGGAUAUUUCCUUUGAGGAGGUACCGCAGCUCAUUGACACUGUUUGUGACCGGCAAUGUCCCUCUGGCAGCUUUUGUGUGGAAGACUUCUCCUCGGGAUUCAGCAGAUGCAAAUGCCAUCUGGGCAAAGGUGGAAAAGACUGCGUAGAAGAUAUUACUAUAGAGUAUCCUCGUUUCUAUGGUUACUCUUAUUUAGCCUUGAGCUCUCUGAAGAACUCCCACAAGUCAUUUCAAAUUACUCUUCAAUUUAAGGCAGAUACUAAGGAUGGUUUACUGCUGUACUGUGGAGAGAAUGAGUAUGGAAAAGGUGACUUCAUGUCUCUGAUGAUCAGUGAUGGCGCACUCAAGUUCAGAUUUAACUGUGGAUCUGGGGUUACUACCCUCAUCAGUGGGUCCAACAUAAAAGUUGGGGUCUGGCACACAGUCACCAUCUACAAAAAUGGACGGAAUGGGAUGCUGAAGCUGGACAAUGGUACUGCCUUGAUAAGUGAAUCCCCGGGUGGCUAUGAUAGGAUUACCUUCCGAACACCUCUCUAUAUUGGUGGAACCCCCCGUGCUUACUGGUUAUUCCCAGAAAUAGGAGCAAGUCUAAGCUUUCGAGGAUGUGUGCAAUCACUCAUUAUCAAUGGAAAGAAAAUUGAUCUGAGACCCCAGCCCCUGGGGAAUGCCAUCAGCGGGGCUGAUGUGGGGGAAUGCAGCCGAGGGAUCUGUGACAGAACCUACUGCAUCAAUGAUGGCAUCUGCAUACCAUCCAGCGCUGACUCCUACAUUUGUCUUUGUCCCCUGGGAUUUAAGGGUCGACACUGUGAAGAAGCUUUCACCUUGGUCAUCCCACAGUUCAGAGAGUCGCUAAGAUCCUUCGCAGCAACGCCGUGGCCACUGGGGCCUGAGCGUUACCUUUCCUACAUGAAGUUUGAGAUCAUAUUUCAGCCAGAGUCGACAGAUGGUGUCCUGCUGUACAGCCAUGACAAUAGCAGCAAGGACUUCGUGUCCAUCACCUUGGCAGGUGGCCAUGUGGAGUUCCGCUUCAACUGUGGUUCUGGCACUGCCAUUCUAAGGAGUGAAGCACCCAUCACCCUGAAUGAAUGGCAUGAGCUACGUGUAUCCCGCACAGCAAGGAAAGGCACUUUAGAGGUGGACAAGCAGAAAAAAGUGGAAAAAUUGGCAGCGGGAAGCUUCACGCAGAUAAAAUGUAGCUCCAACAUUUUUAUUGGCGGAGUUCCUGAUUAUGACGAGGUGAAGAACAACUCUGGUGUCCUCAAGCCCUUCACGGGAAGCAUCCAGAAGCUCAUCAUCAAUGACCUAACCAUCAACCUGAUGCAUGACCUGACAAGGGGUGUGAACUUGGAGAACGCAGCGCACACCUGUGUGGUGAAUCCCUGCCACAAUGGAGCCAGUUGUCAGCCCAGGAAGGAGAGAUAUGACUGUGACUGUCCCUUGGGCUUUGAGGGAAAACACUGCCAGAAAGAGUGUGGGAACUACUGCCUCAACACUAUCACCGAGCCCAUUGAGAUUCCGCAGUUUAUUGGCCGCAGUUACCUGACCUAUGACAAUCCAGAUAUCCUCAAGAGGGUUUCAGGCUCGAGAUCAAAUGCGUUCAUGAGGUUUAAGACAACUGCCAAGGAUGGCCUGCUGCUGUGGAGGGGAGACAGCCCCAUGAGAUCCAACAGUGACUUCAUUUCCCUGGGCCUUCGCGAUGGAGCUCUGGUAUUCAGCUACAACCUGGGCAGUGGUGUGGCAUCCAUCAUGGUGAAUGGCUCCUUCCACGAUGGUCGGUGGCACCGAGUCAAGGCUGUCAGGGAUGGCCAGUUGGGGAAGAUAACUGUGGAUGACUAUGGAGCAAGAACAGGCAAAUCUCCUGGCAAGAUGCGGCAGCUCAACAUGCAUGGAGCUCUGUACGUGGGUGGAAUGAAGGAAAUUGCUCUGCACACUAGCAGGCAAUUCCUGCGAGGCCUCGUGGGCUGCAUCUCUCACUUCACACUGUCCACUGAUUAUCACAUUUCACUUGUGGAAGAUGCUGUGGAUGGGAAAAACAUCAACACAUGUGGAGCCAAGUAACACCAGUUGGCCUUGCCCAAGGGACAGAGCCUUCUUCUAUCUGGGACUCCCGCCAUGAGACCCUGCCUGGUAUCAUACUCAGAGGCACAGGGAUUGAGUGUGCUUCCUCUCACCAAGAACCCGUACACCCUGAGGAGAAGCUAGCACCACACCGAGAGUCCCUGUGAGGCCUUUCCUGCUGACUCUCCGUGGGCCAAACCCCAAGGCUGACUCUGUAGGAAGCACCAGACUUUGUCCAUUGAAUGUGGAGUGGCUGCCCUAGGUCACACAUCAGUGGAAAUUCCAGAGCUUGUCUGCUGUAGCUCAGUGACUGUGUUGUGAUUCAUAGUGCUUUAAAAAAAAAGGAAGGAAAAGUGAGAGAGAGAGACCCAAAGGGCAGUAUUAAAAUACUUUUCUCCUUCCCUGACUCAUAAUACUCUUCCUGACAACAGAAUAACUGUGUGACCUUCCCCUGAAUUUUGUACCUUGUCCAUGAAUAGUAUUAACCCCUUCCAGUCCUCACUGACUGGUUCAUUAGUUCAUGGAAAUAAAGAUGAGUGGAGACUCAUCUUUAUUUGAUAAGGAGGCAUGGGAUCAUAUCAUAAUGCAACCCCCUAAGUCUACCUUAGUGAGAAAUCCUUGAUUUUUAUAAUGUAAACCCAAGAAAACAGGAACCAUCAUUUUGUAGCUGUCCUUUUGUAUGUGUAUAUUUUUAUAGCUGCAGAUUGUCCACACAGGUAUACUUUUACAGGUGUGAGUGGACAAGGCUGAAUUCUUUGCACACUCCUACAAAUGUGCUCCCCAAAGAAAUGCAGUAGAGGGUGAGUGGGAUUUGCGGGCGCUGCCUCCUGUCUUGGUAAGGGUUGAUGGCUUCAGAAGAGGAACAGGAAGCUUUCCCAAAGAAGCAGAUGAGUGGGAGCAUGUGUGAUUGAGGUGGCUCACUGUCAAUUAUGUUUCUAGGAGGUGGGGCCAUGGCACAGUAAACUCGAAUAAAGGAGACAAGAAGGCUG